AAGCAAUACAGAAAGGGAAACGAACCCGGCCCGCUUCUCUUUCGCGUCGUGCGUUUACGACGGCGCGGAAUACGGCUGGCAGGCGGGAAAGCUCCUCUUCUGUGAAGGAGGGAAGAGUGAGGGAAGCCUGAGGAGAGAGAGAGAAAGUGGGGGAGACUCUGAGGAAGAAAAAGGGGGCGAAGCACCCGAGGGAGGGCUGGGAGGAGGAAUUGAAGGAGGGGCAAAACAGGCAGAGAAAAGCGACCCCCGAGGAAAAGCUUUGGGGGGAGGGGGAGUUUGACGUUUUUGUUUUGUUUUGUUUAAAAUUGGGGGUGGGAGCGAGCUUUUGAUAGGAGGUUAUUAAAAAGUGGAGGAAAAGGUUUCAAGAGAGAGGGAGGCUUUUAAAAAAGCAACAACGUAGGAUUGGCAUUUAUUUCUGCUGGGGGAGGGAAUAUUAAAAAGAGCGAAAAAGCUGGAUUUGGGAAGAAAAGAAAGGAGGGGGCAGAAAGGUAGGGAAAGGACCAUCGUGGGCGGGGGGGGGGUGUUGUUUGAGGCCAAGCAGCUGUUGAGUGGAUGGAGGGGUGGGCUUGGCCUUGAGGUGGGAGAGGCAGUGCUGGCUCUGGAGUUAAAAGGCAGCCAGUGGGUUUUACAUGCCUGAAUCCUGGUGGUCUGCACUUUGGAGUAGGAUCUAGUGGUCAGAUAAGUUCAGAAUCGUGCUUUGACUUUGGGCAAGCUGCGAAACGGAUUUCCUCCGCCUUGGACACUGAGGGAAACGCAGUCUGGUGCUGGUUUGAAUGGUCUCCUCUUGAAACGGGAGUUCCUGCUGCGGAGCCCGUUGGCAGGCCUUCCGGUGUAGAAGGUCCCCCCAGUUCCUAGUCCAACAGCCUUGGGUUGUCAAAGAACUCCAUCCCUUUACAAGUCCACGUUUGUAAGAAAUGGGAACCUGUGCACAUCAGAACAUCCAGCUGUUUUUGCAACCUUUCACGGUUCACCUGUGCCAAUUGAGCUGUCUUCCUCUGUAUCCGAAACUGGGUUCUAAUCCCGUAUUAACCAACUUUUGGUGCUGAUCCCAUGGUGGCUUUAUAAACAGACAAAGCAGCCUUGCGAAGAAGGUUCCGUCAUGGCUUGGCAGGCUGGGAAUUGGGCCCAGCUCUCAGGAUGAUUGGUCAGAGCAGACUGUUUGCCCGCUGCGGAGUUGGAUUGCUCUUCCGGUCCUGGAGUCUUUGCUUCUCUCAGGCUGCUGAGGGCACAAUGGUCCGAAACAUCCAGAAGGUUCUCUGCGUGGCAGAGAAAAAUGAUGCUGCCAGGGGGAUUGCAGACAUCCUUUCCAACAGCAGGAUGAGGAGGAGAGAAGGGUUUUCCAGGUUCAACAAGAUCUACGAAUGCCAGUACCAUAUGCUUGGCCAGAAUGUAGCUGUGGUUAUGACUUCUGUUUCUGGACAUUUGCUGGCUCAAGACUUUAAGAUUCCGUUUCGAAAAUGGCAUAGCUGCAAUCCACUUGUCCUCUUUGAUGCCGAAAUUGAGACAUUCUGCCCUGAAAACUAUAUGGACAUUAAGCGAACACUUGAGCGAGAAGUUCAGCAGUGCCAGGCUCUGGUGAUCUGGACAGAUUGCGAUCGCGAAGGAGAGAACAUUGGCUUCGAGAUCAUUAACGUUUGCAAAGCAGUGAAGCCGAGCCUCCAGGUAUUCCGAGCUCGCUUCUCCGAGAUCACGCCUGGUGCCAUCAGAACUGCCUGUGAGAAUCUCACCCAGCCCAAUCAGAAUAUUAGUGAUGCUGUGGAUGUCAGACAAGAGUUGGAUCUCAGGAUAGGUGCUGCCUUCACCCGAUUCCAGACUUUGAGGUUCCAGAAACUCUUCCCCAACGUUUUAGCAGAACAGCUGAUCAGCUACGGAAGUUGUCAGUUCCCAACACUGGGAUUUGUGGUGGAAAGGUUUAAAGCCAUUCAGGCCUUUGUUCCUGAGUUGUUUUACAAAAUUAAAGUGACCCAUGACCAUGAGGAAGGCACUGUGGACUUCAGCUGGAAGAGGAACCGUCUCUUCAACCACACAGCCUGCCUUGUUCUCUACCAAAUGUGCAUGGAGGAUCCUGUUGCCACAGUUGUGGAGAUUGGGAGCAGACCAAGGAGCAAAUGGAGACCCCUGCCACUAGACACCGUGGAACUUGAGAAGUUGGCUUCUCGUAAGCUGAAAAUAAAUGCCAAAGAAACCAUGAAAAUCGCUGAGAAGCUCUACACUCAGGGGUACAUAAGUUAUCCUCGAACAGAGACCAACAUUUUCCCUAAAGACCUAAACCUCCCCAACUUGGUGCAGCUUCAAACGCAAGACCCUCACUGGGGAGCCUUUGCACAAAGGAUUCUAGACCAGGGUGGGCCGACCCCACGUAGUGGAACUAAAUCAGAUCAGGCUCACCCCCCUAUUCAUCCUACAAAAUACGCGGGAAAUUUGCAGGGGAAUGACCAGCGACUCUAUGAAUUCAUUGUGCGCCACUUCCUAGCCUGCUGUUCACAAGAUGCGAAGGGACAGGAAACAACCGUGGAGAUUGACAUUGCUAACGAGCGCUUUGUGGCUCAUGGGCUGAUGAUCCUGGCCAGAAAUUACUUAGAUGUCUAUCCUUACGAGAAGUGGAGCGAUAAGGUUAUCCCAGUUUAUGAGAGGGGGUCUCGCUUUCAGCCCACCACAGUGGAGAUGACGGAUGGGGAGACCAGCCCGCCCCAGCUGCUUACAGAAGCUGACCUCAUUUCCCUCAUGGAGAAGCACGGCAUUGGGACAGAUGCAACCCACGCGGAGCACAUUGAGACCAUCAAGUCCCGCAUGUACGUGGGGCUCACCCCAGAGCAGAGGUUCCUUCCUGGGGAGCUGGGGAUGGGGCUGGUAGAAGGCUACGAUGCCAUGGGCUACGAAAUGUCUAAGCCUGACCUCCGAGCCGAACUGGAAGCUGACCUGAAGCUGAUCUGCGAGGGGAGGAAGGAGAAAUCUGUUGUGCUGAGGGAGCAGAUCCAGAAGUACAAGCGAGUCUUCAUCGAAGCUGUCGCGAAGGCAAAGAAGCUGGAUGAGGCUCUGUCUCAGUAUUUUGGGGAAGUGACCCACGUUGCACAAGAAGAAGAGAUCUACCCAGCAAUGCCAGAUCCUGUUAGGAAAUGUCCACAGUGCAACAGCGACAUGGUCUUGAAGACCAAGAAGAAUGGAGGGUUUUUCCUCAGCUGCUUGGGCUAUCCCACCUGUAAAUCUGCUGUGUGGUUCCCCGAUUCUCUGCUGGAAGUCAGCAAAGACGACUCCAUCUGCGAAGUGUGCAGACCACAUCCGGUGCACAUGUUGAAGAUGAAGUUCAAGAGGGGCAGCCUCCCGCCCAUAAUGCCCCUGGAGUUUGUUGGCUGCAUCGGAGGCUGCGAUGAAACCCUGAGGGAGAUCCUGGAUCUGAAAUACCUUCAAGGGCCACCAAGACCUUUGCAGACGACCAGCCAAGCAAGCAACCUCUCACAAGCCAACCGUUCCUCUGACCGCACCGACAGCAACUGGAACAGCCACAGGGCACUCCCGAAUGCUCCCCAAGGCCCUCCUGCAUGGGCCGCCCGAAAUCCUCCCCCUGCGCUUGCCAAUUCUGAUGGGAACAAUGCAGUGGUAUGCAACUGUGGGGAGGAGGCUGUGCUGCUCACCGUCCGGAAAGAAGGACCCAACCAAGGCAGGCAGUUCUAUAAAUGCAGCGCUGGCAGCUGCAACUUCUUCCUGUGGGCCGAUCAGCAACCGGACAGCAGGGACACUGGGAUGCCCAGGGGCUUUGCACCCCCUCCAGGCCCCUUUGAUAGAGGGGAAAGGGGCUCAGGGCGCUCUUGGAGUGACGGCUCCGACCCUGGAGGAGGCGGCGGCGGUGGGCAAGGAGCUGUGUGCAGGUGUGGCCAGCCUGCUGUCACCAGGACUGUUCAGAAAGAAGGACCCAACAAAGGACGUCAGUUCCACACCUGCUCCAAGCCAAGGGAACAGCAGUGUGGCUUUUUCCAGUGGGCGGAUGAAAACACGGCACCAGCCCCAGAUGCCGCCUUUCCUUCAAACCACUUCACGAACAAAGGGAACACGAGAGGCUCAGGAACUAAGACUAAAAGAUCAGACAGCGAUUCUUCCGUGAGGGCGCCCACUAACAAGAGGCCACGGACUUGCGGUAUUUGCCACCAACCUGGCCAUACCAGGAAGACAUGUCCACAGAAUCACUGAAGCAGCCCAGCCCCCAGAAUUUGACCCAGGACAUCCCUUCAGAAGGAUGAGGGAUGAGAGGGAACUCUUACAAUGCAAUGAGGAAGUGUUUGCCUGGAAUAUUGGAAGCCUUCUUGCAAGCAUGGUUCCUUUUGUGGCCAGGCCUUCACAUUCUUCCAGUGCUGGUGGAAGGUCAGGUCUGCUUUCUAUGAGCCAGGCACAGCACAGGUCUUUGAUCUCUUAGCUGUAAUGCAUUCAAGAGUCAGACGAUUUUGAGGCAGUAGGAAGUCUUCCCGCUAACCCCUCUUUAUGCAGCAGCCUACAGAUCUCCAUUUUUAUCUUUCAAUAAGUCUCCCCCCCCCCCACCUGAACAGCAGAAAGCACAAGAGACUUUUCUUUCCUGUCAGUUAUUCUAUAAUCCGCAUAUUCUUUGGAAGGAGCAAACUCUUUACGGAUCUGUGAGCAGAAUUCUUGUGAAGGAAAGAUAAUUCGCCUGAAGUGCCUGUUUCUUUCCAGUGUCACACACUGGCUUGAAGAGGUGUGCGGUCCGAGACCUUGGGCCAAACGCAACCUCAAGAAGAGACGGCAAACAAGACUACAGAGCGUAGCUGUACUGUUUUUUGGGGUGCAGGCUGCGGCUGUGAUUUACGAACCCUCAUCUUACUUUUUCAUGGGUCCUGAACUGUGUAUGUUGCUUUUCCAAAGCAAUAGCCACCGGUACAAAGGUUUUGUGACUGAAAGAGCUGUAGAGCCUGCUUUUCUUCCCUAGAAAAUGUUAAAGGUCAGUGGACUAACAGUGGUGGAGAACCAUUGUUUACUGAACACCACUAGGUACACCACCUGCAUACCAGGAAGUCCUUUACUUCUUCCAAACGAGGACAGCAAGCCUCAGCACCUUAUAUAAGAGGAAGGAGGAUAUGGGAUGCAGACAACAUCUCUCCAACUCCAACUGUUGUCUGGUAAAUGUUCUGAUUAAAAGCAAGCUACUGCCUGAUUACAAA
Podarcis muralis (Common wall lizard) is the source of this 5165-nucleotide messenger RNA. RefSeq names its product DNA topoisomerase III alpha (gene TOP3A). The record is from RefSeq and is a predicted model, not a curated record. Gene Ontology annotation, cellular component: nucleus; RecQ family helicase-topoisomerase III complex; chromosome. NCBI's taxonomy places the organism in Eukaryota, Metazoa, Chordata, Lepidosauria, Squamata, Lacertidae. Gene Ontology annotation, molecular function: DNA binding; zinc ion binding; DNA topoisomerase type I (single strand cut, ATP-independent) activity. Gene Ontology annotation, biological process: DNA recombination; DNA repair; DNA topological change.